AUGGCCGAGAUCCGCCGAAAACUCGUCAUCGUUGGCGAUGGUGCCUGCGGUAAAACCUGCUUGUUGAUUGUCUUUUCUAAGGGUACUUUCCCCGAGGUCUAUGUGCCCACCGUCUUUGAGAACUAUGUCGCCGACGUUGAGGUCGAUGGCAAGCACGUCGAGCUAGCCCUUUGGGAUACGGCUGGUCAAGAAGACUACGAUCGUCUACGCCCUCUAUCCUACCCCGACUCCCACGUGAUCCUCAUCUGCUUCGCCGUCGACUCGCCCGACUCACUCGACAACGUCCAGGAGAAGUGGAUUUCCGAAGUUCUUCAUUUCUGCCAAGGCCUCCCCAUCAUCCUUGUCGGCUGCAAGAAGGAUCUUCGAUACGACCCCAAGACGAUUGAGGAGCUUCGUAAGACGAGCCAGAAACCCGUCUCUCCUGAAGAGGGUGAGGAGGUUCGAAAGAAGAUUGGCGCCUACAAGUAUCUCGAGUGCUCUGCUAGGACCGGCGAGGGUGUCCGGGAGGUGUUCGAGCACGCCACCCGCGCGGCUCUCCUCUCUCGCAAGUCCAACAAGUCGCACAAGAAGUGCUUGAUCUUGUAA
This is a messenger RNA of Scedosporium apiospermum, 585 nucleotides long. RefSeq lists its product as uncharacterized. The transcript is spliced from 5 exons. The coding region runs from base 1 to 585 and encodes 194 amino acids. NCBI's taxonomy places the organism in Eukaryota, Fungi, Ascomycota, Sordariomycetes, Microascales, Microascaceae. Gene Ontology annotation, biological process: small GTPase-mediated signal transduction. Gene Ontology annotation, molecular function: GTP binding; GTPase activity. The record is from RefSeq and is a predicted model, not a curated record.